Molecule: messenger RNA, 870 nt
Organism: Symbiodinium necroappetens
Lineage: Eukaryota; Dinophyceae; Suessiales; Symbiodiniaceae
Source: the annotation of a GenBank genome assembly
AUGGAAGGUAAGACAUGGUACGAGAGCUAUUCCAAGAACUCUUUCAAGGAGGGGUCCAUAAUCCAGUUCCUCCACAAGGACUCGAAGGAGCUGCGCUACGGCAUGGUUGACAAGGCGGUCAGCGAGUCCGAAGGCUUCGUGAAGAUCGCAGAUGGCACGUUCAUCUGGCUGACGGAGGCGAAUUCGAUCUGGGCUUUUGUGGCAGACGAAUAUCUGGAAGAAGCCAAAGCCAUCAUUGACGCCUCCAUCGACAUGUGGAGGAUAGCCAUGCUCCUGUCCACAGAGGGCGUGAAAGUGGCUCUCACUGCGACGACCGCAGACGGCCUGUUCGGCGCAUCCUCACUGGCUGCUGGGGGUCUCACAUGGGCUGGAGGUUUGGGUGUGGGUGCUGGCCUGGUGGUGGUGAUCGCAAGUGCCCCAUCCAUGCUGGCUGCCACCAGCCUCUACAAGCUCAGCAGCGCCAUGGAGAACGACUCCCUGACGCCUCAAGUGGUGGCGCUUGGAGGUGCUGGCGGCGUCCUCGCCGGGUCUACUGCCGGCCUCUUAAUGAUCUCCGAAUCCGGGACGAUUGCAGGGCUCUCGGCUUCGGGCGUUGUAAGUGGUUUGAGCACCCUUGGUGGUGGAAGCGUCAUGGGCAGCCUGGCAAUGGGUGCCGCGGUGGUCGGCAGUGUGGCUGCGCUGACGGCCGUCGGUGUCGGGGGCGUGGUGUGGCGGGUGUCGCGGGCCUAUGUGCAGGAUCGGUUGAUAAGCCAGAGGUCGACCAUGCUCGACCUUGCUGUGCAGUACAAGUUUGAAAACCGAUUGCAGCCCGAGCUUCCCGCGAGUGAUGCCCAGCCGAUUUCUACGGCGUCUUCAGAAGAAAGGCAGUGA